AUGUUCAAACUUUUCCUCAUUUUUUGCACCAGUAUCGCAAUUGCCGAGAAAUCAAUUAUCAAAUUCCCGAAUAGCGUAAGUCCCCAGAAUAAAAAGCAACGCGCAGUUGUCGACGCAUUUCAACAUGCUUGGGAUGGAUACAAAAAAUACGCGUGGGGAAAUGAUGAACUCCGUCCCGAAAGUAAAAAAGGAUCUGACAAUUUUCAAAUUGGUCUCACGAUUCUCGAUUCCCUUGAUACGGCAAUUAUAAUGGGAUUAGAACAAGCUGUUUCUGAGGGAAUAGAUUGGAUCGAAAAUUCUCUCAAUUUUGACAAACACGUCGAUGUCAAUGUUUUUGAAACAACUAUACGAGCUAUCGGCGGUCUUCUAAGUGCAUACCAUUUAACCGGAAAUCCAGCUCUUCUGAAACAUGCGAUAGAUCUCGGUGAUCGGGUUUUAUCUGCUUAUGGAAAUCAAUCAAUGAUUCCAACAACUGAUGUUAAUCUCUUAACAAGAGAAGGAAUUUCCAAAAACGGGGAAAGAGUAUCAUUGGCAGAAAUUAGCACUUUGCAAUUGGAAUUUCGAGAAUUGACAAGAUUAACUGGAGAUCGAAAAUAUGAGGAUCGGACAUUUGCCACUUCGAAACUUAUUCAUAGUUUGGGUUGCGGACUUUACAAAGGACUUUGCCCAUUCUAUUUAAAUAUUCACACAAAUUCGUUCAUUGACACCACUAUCACCAUGGGCGCAAGAGCUGACAGCUAUUACGAAUAUCUAAUUAAACAGUGGAUUCAAACAGGAAAAACCAUUCCAUGGCUUAAAGAUGAUUUUCUCCGCACUAUGCUGUCCAUGGAAGAAUUCUUAAUAAGAAAAACUGCCAAAAAAGGUUAUUUGAUUGUGGGUGAAAUUUUACGCAAUGAAUAUGAUGCAAAAAUGGAUCACCUUGCUUGCUAUGUUUCUGGAAGUUUAGUACUUUCAUAUCUCAACAAACUCAACGAUAGCCACUUGGAAUUGGCGGAGCGUAUUGGUGAAACUUGUCACCAAAUGUAUCUUACGCCAAGUGGUCUUGGUCCGGAAAUCGUUAAAGGGAACUUGAAUGAUCCAAAAAAAGACGACUUUUUUAUUACACGUCAAGAUGCUCACUCAAUUCUCCGACCCGAAGCAAUCGAAGCUUGGUUCUACUUGUAUCGAGCAACCGGCAACAAAAAGUAUCAAGAUUGGGGAUGGUCCGUUUUUCGAGCAAUUGAAAAACACGCGAAAGUCAAAACUGGAGGAUACUCCUCGGUUAAAAAUGUUCUUGAAAAGAAACCAAGAAAAAGGGAUCAUAUGGAGACAUUUUUCCUCGCCGAAACGCUUAAAUAUCUGUACCUUUUAUUAGCAGACGAUCAGUCGAUAUUACCUCUCGACAAAUGGGUAUUCAAUACCGAAGCGCAUCCAUUACCAGUUCAUAAUUAUUAA
Messenger RNA from Caenorhabditis bovis, 1434 nucleotides. The record is from the annotation of a GenBank genome assembly. Lineage: Eukaryota; Metazoa; Nematoda; Chromadorea; Rhabditida; Rhabditidae.